Messenger RNA from Morone saxatilis (striped sea-bass), 2588 nucleotides. RefSeq names its product switching B cell complex subunit SWAP70a (gene swap70a). The record is from RefSeq and is a predicted model, not a curated record. Lineage: Eukaryota; Metazoa; Chordata; Actinopteri; Moronidae. The transcript is spliced from 12 exons. Bases 182 to 1948 code for a protein of 588 amino acids. Gene Ontology annotation, cellular component: nucleus; cytoplasm.
AAGCAGCCCCUGGCUGGAGGGUGACAGUGAAACGUUAUGUGGCGCUAUCAUCACACUUGCUUCGUGUCUGAGAGGCGGACAGUUAAAGACCACACAGACAUUAAACUGACUCACAACCGACGGGGAGACAGACAGACAGACAGACAGACCUGCUGCUUGCUCGGUGCUACAGAGAGACAUAAUGUGGCUUCGAGAGGAGCUUUUGAAGUCCAUAUGGCACGCAUUCACAGCCCUGGACGUGGAUCAACGUGGAAAAGUUUCCAAAUCUCAGUUAAAGGUGCUAUCUCACAACCUUUGCACGGUGAUGAAGAUCCCUCAUGACCCUGUGGCCCUUGAAGAGCAUUUUAAGGAUGAUGAUAAAGGACCUCUGUCCAACCAGGGCUACAUGCCUUACCUCAACAAGUUUAUUCUCGACAAGGUACAGCAAGAGUUUGAUGUACUGGAGUUCAACAAGAUGUGCUGGACUCUGUGUUACAAGAAAAACAUCAGCACUAAACAGCUACUCAUCUCAGAUAAUGAUGCUUUCAAAGUCUGGUGCAUUUUCAACUUUCUGUCAGAAGACAAAUACCCACUAGUCAUCAUUACUGAAGAGAUUGAGUACUUCCUGCGAAAGCUGAUGGACGCCAUGGGGAGCGGAUGGAGUGAGGAGAAGUUUGCAGAUUACAAGCUGCAGCUUAACACAAAGAAAAACUGCCUGACUGCCUGGGAGCUGAUUGAACUGCUGGGCAUGGGUUACUUUACAAAGGGCAUGAACUGCCAGACCCUGUCCAUGGGCAUCAACGAGGUCUUCCAGGAGCUCAUACUGGAUGUGCUCAAGCAGGAAUACAUGAUGAAAAAGGGCCACAAAAGGAAGAACUGGACCGAACGUUGGUUUGUCCUUCGACCCAACUCCCUGUCGUACUAUGUCUGUGAGGAUCUUGUGGAGAAGAAAGGGGACAUCAUUCUGGACCGAUACUGCUGUGUGGAGUCUCUUCCAGAUAAAGAAGGGAAGAAAUGCCUGUUCAUUAUCAAGUGCACUGAUAAAAGCUUUGAGAUCAGCGCAUCAGAUAAAAAGAAAAAGCAGGAAUGGAUUCAAGCUAUUCAAACAUGCAUCCAGCUGCUGAGGUUGGGGCUGCCGUCUCCUCACCGCGAAGCCCGGCUUAGGCGCAAGGAGCUCCGGCAGAGGCAGCAGGCGGAGGAAGACGACCUGGCAGAGAGGAUGAAGCAGCUCCAGGUUGCCAAUGAGAACAAACAGAGACAGCUGGAGGAUAUGAGGAAGAAAAUGGAAGAAGCUGCAGCUAGAGCAGCAAUAGAGGAGCACAGGAGGAAGAAGACUCAGGUAGACCUGCAGGAUCGCUACAGACUGGACCUGGAGAGAGAGAAAAUGGUGCGUCAGCAGAUGGAGGAGCAGGUGGCUCAGAAGUCCAGUGAACUGGAGCAGUACCUGCAGCGCGUCCGGGAGCUGGAGGACAUGUACCACCUGCUGGAGGAGGCCUUAGAGGACGAGAGGCAGGCCAAGCAGGAUGAGGAGUCCAUGCGCAAGCUGCAGGGCAGGCUGCUGGAGGAGGAGGCAACAAAGAGGGCAGAGCUGGAGCAGAUCCACCUGCAGCAGCAGAGGGCGCUGUCUCAGACUGUGGCUGAGAAGCAGGAGCUGGUGGCCGAGCAGCGGGCCAAGGAGAGAGACCUGCAGGCAGCCAUGCUUCAGCUGGAAAGACUGGAGAAGGAGCGUCAGGGAGCACUGGAGCAGUACGAGGAGGUGUCCAAGAAGCUUGAACGAGCAGCAAACAAGACAAAGACUUGGAAGGACAAGGUGGCCAAACAUGAGGGGCUGGUGCGUCUCAUCCAGCCAGGUCAUAAAGGACCUCAGAGGAUCACUAACUGGGGUCCGGCCUCAUUCACCGACACCGAGCUGGAGCUGAGGAAGAAGUCAUGGCAGGAGAAGAAGAACCAGGGGGAUCAGGCUCAGUAAACACAGUGAUGAGGAAGACUUUGGAGCCGAACUGUCGCAUUCGAAGUCUGAGGAGUUUUGAUAACAGGAACUUACUGAGACACGUGAUAGCAGUCAAGAAGAAAAGUUUCACUGAUUUGAUUGCAGUUAGUUUCAAAGUACGGCUGGGAUUAACUGCACAUCAGAUUCUGCUGUAACAAACAAUUAUAUUCAAGCAGGAAAAGUUCAUUCUUGACUUUGGAAGAAUUAGUGUGAGUAAUCUUGAGUCAAGGUCCACUUACUAGCUAUUGCUGUAUUCAUCGUCUUCAUUAUCUGAUGACAACUAAGCAAACUUCACUGCCGAAGACCAUGAGAUGCGAUUGAAAGCUUAAAAAAACCCAGUGAGUGGACCUUUAGUUAAGAUUAUUUAAUUAGUUUUCUCAUUUAGUUUUUAUUUUCUUCAGUUGUUUUUUCGUUUGUAAGUUUAAUCCUUUCUGAUUUGGAGGGCUGAUUUUUAAUUUAACUCCAUUUACUACUUUUUUCAUGUUUUUGUGUUUUGACACAAAUAAUGUAAAUCAGCCCUUUACUGAGAGAGUAUAACAGUACAUACAUUUCCCACUCUAGUUGAGUAAAUUGCAUCAGUUACGGACACAACUGAAAAUAAAACACCACUUGUUUUUUA